Molecule: messenger RNA, 2925 nt
Organism: Colletotrichum scovillei
Lineage: Eukaryota; Fungi; Ascomycota; Sordariomycetes; Glomerellales; Glomerellaceae
Product: acetyltransferase
Exons: 2
Coding region: 143-694 (183 amino acids)
Biological process (GO): protein acetylation
Molecular function (GO): N-acetyltransferase activity
Source: RefSeq, a predicted model, not a curated record
AACAUCUUAUGAGUACAUCUUAGAAUAUAGUAGAGAUACAAAUACUGCCUCUCAAUCACGAUAUUUGAGGCUCUGCUAGUCUUUCAUAUCGUAGUCUUGGUCAUCAUAGAAUUACAAUAGCAACCAUCUUGUACACCUGAAGAUGGCAUCUGUCCGACACGCCCGCCGGGAGGAUAUCCCCACCAUCCUAAGCCUCAUCAAAGAGCUCGCAGACUACGAGCACGAGCUCGACAGCGUCCUCGCGACAGAAGAGACCCUCGGCGCCACUAUCGCCUUUGCGCCCUCGUCGCCCCAGACGACGACCUACACGCCAGGCAAACCCCAAACGGAGCCCACAUCACCGUCCAAGCCCGCGCGGUGCCUCCUCCUCUUCAACGAGGCCGGCGAGGGCGUCGGCAUGGCCCUCUACUUUUACAACUACAGCACCUGGCGCGCCAAGCCGGGCGUCUACCUCGAGGACCUCUACGUGCGUCUGUCGGAGCGCAAGAAGGGCUACGGCAGGCGAUUGCUCGUCGAGCUGGCCAAGGAAGUCGUCGCCAUGGAGGGCGGGCGGCUCGAGUGGUCCGUCUUGAAGUGGAAUGAGCCGAGUAUCAAGUUUUACGAGUCCAUUGGCGCAAAGGCCAUGAACGACUGGGUUGGCAUGCGCGUCGAUGGCGACGCCUUGCCGAAGCUGGCUGGCUUGCUUGAUUCGUGAGAGAGUCAGACUCUACCGAAAGAAAAGAUAUAGUUACAAUCAUAUAAUACAUCGUUAAAGUGUAAGAUCAGCAACGCAGCUGCUCCAGAGGACACCUUUCUGAGAUGCUCUGCCUCACUAUCUGUGGUAUUCAUUUACCUCUUGUUAGGAUGAUCCGGCCAUUGUGGUAUUCGGACUCUUGAUUCUGUCGUCGUUCUAGCCUCCCAGGGCGUCUUUGGAUUGAUGGAUAUGUUAGAGGCGGUGUGACGUCUAUCGUACCAAGGACUUUGUCCGCCUAUGUUGAUGUCAAAGAUGCUCGCCUCGAGUCACUCGAAUUGGUGUUUUUUGUGUCUCGCUGCCUAUGAUCUCUAGACUUGGAGAACUUGAAGUUUCCAAAGCUACCUGCCGUGCUGUCGACUUGACGUGGAGGUCUGGAUGGCUUGGAAUGCUUCAAGUCACGGGAUCUUGCUUCAAUGUCUCCAGGUGUUCUGGGCUUGUCGGGAUCAGGCGACUUAGACCGAGGCUCGCCAGUCGCACCGGCUCCACCACCAGAACUGACUUGCUCUGCACUUCUAGACUGAGCUUUCUCAUCCUCAGGCAUAGUGCUGCUCGUCGUUGUAGACUCGUGUCGCUCUGGCUUCGGUACGCGGCCUUGAGCAUCGACGCCUUCGAAGAAAUGAUGAUGCGUCGCAGUGACCACGGGCAGUUCUAGUUCCACACGACCCCACACAGGCCUUGCCGCUUUGCUUUCGGCCCCCUUCAUGUAUGAGGUUGCCUGCCACAUCUUGAGAUAUUCGCGCCGCACAGCACGCUUGGAGAAGGCGCUGCGUUUGACAUUCUCAAUUUGAAGUCGAUCCGUCUUCUCAUUGUGUUCAAGACGGAGGCGACGUGCUUGCGAAUAUGGCCCAAGGUCCUUCUCGCCGGUGAGCAAUUCGAGCUUUCGUUGAGUUGAUCGUUCAGUCUCACGAGCAGGGAUGUGGGCGGAAGAUUGCCACUCCCACGGUUCCCGCGAUUCCCGCGAUUCCCAUUCGUCUCCAUCGUUGUCAGAGAGUAUCGAAGACCGCUCGCUGGUCAUAGCAUCUUGAGGCGCUUCGACGGGGCCGCCGGCGAUAGGCCGUCGUUGCAACAUCCUGUACAUCUCAGGAGGCGCCUCUCCAGAUGCGAGCUGCUGUAAAGACUCCCAAUCUGCUUGCGAUACCGGAGGCAUGAUUUUGUCGGCCUGGGCCUUCCAGAACUUUCUUGUGAGUUUCGUCACUCUCCGUAAUGCGACUGGACGGCCCCAGCCGUCCUUCUCGGGUACAUCUUUCUCUGGAUCAAGAUCGCCGAUUGUGCCUCUAGGAAAGGCGGCGCCCGUGGUGUUGCGCUGGUGACUCUUUUGCGCCCUGAGGUAUCGAUCCAGCUUGGGGAGGUCCCAAUUUUCCUCCAUGGGACUGAGAUGUUGCCGAAGCCAGGGCGUGGGCUCGUCCCAGGUGUAUUCGCGGUUCCAAGGAUGGAUUUUGGCGCGCUUUUCCAUCAUCUUUUUGUGCUGUUCCUUUUUCUUUGCGAGCUCUUCUAGCUUGGCAGGGUCGGCCUUGGGGUCCGGCGCCUUUUGGACAAAUGAGGCCAUAAGCUCGCGGCGGGAUUUGCCAAGUCGGCCGAAGGCAUGCCACAUGACACGUCGUAGACGGGCUUGAUCGCCUUCAAGGGCAGCCUGGAGCACAGGAAGCUUGUGUUUUGCGUCGGCAAGGACCUUUUUUCGCCGGUCCUCUUCCCUUUCUCGAGCUUCUGCUGGGUUGAGGGAUUCGGGAAUGUUGAGCUCGCUUUCAGCCAUUCUGUCUCGCUCGUCUCGAAAAGCAGUCCGUAUGCGAUGGUCGAGGAACGGUCGUAUUGAGGGAGGAAAGUAGGUGGCAGAGCGCAGCAGGUGACGGUAGACAUGCAACGGCUGCGCUGGCCGUGGCAGAGGUAUUCGAGUCUGCAUUGUGGCAGUAUCGGUGAAGGUCCUCGUCGCAAAGGACGGACGGACGGGAAGGCGAAAGAGGGAGGAAAGGUCAAUCGGAGGGUGAGGAGGUUAGGGCGAGAUCGGUCUUUUCUUCAUCAUGGUUGUUGGCAGGUCGGGCAGAGACGCAUGUGCGAUGUCGAGCAGGAUGCAUGCAGAUGACAAUGCAGAGGAUGGGAGCAUCAAGCUAUCCGUACCUUACGAGAAACUGCCCUGACAGGACCUGCACCGUCCUCUUGCGCCGCUGCUGCCCGUUGGUUCGUUGGUUCGGCUGGGC